Molecule: messenger RNA, 1268 nt
Organism: Gordionus sp. m RMFG-2023
Lineage: Eukaryota; Metazoa; Nematomorpha; Gordioida; Chordodea; Parachordodidae
Product: receptor-type guanylate cyclase gcy-22-like
Exons: 7
Coding region: 72-1187 (371 amino acids)
Biological process (GO): intracellular signal transduction; receptor guanylyl cyclase signaling pathway; cGMP biosynthetic process
Cellular component (GO): plasma membrane
Molecular function (GO): guanylate cyclase activity; peptide receptor activity; adenylate cyclase activity
Source: RefSeq, a predicted model, not a curated record
UUUUCAAUUUCGUAAUUUACACAAUAAUCGGGUCCUUAUUUGUCCUUAUAACAUUUCUAUUGUACCAGAUCAUGUACAAAAAAAAUCAACGAAUGAUAGAAAAGUUUUCCUAUAUCAGAAUAGACGACUUCGCACUUCUAACUCACGUGAAUCUUCCCAAUCGAACAUACACCACUCCCAUAUGUGAAAAUAUGAAAAAUCACCGGCAAGAUGGGUGCAUACUAAAUAGCUCCAAAAAUUUCAUCUAUCCAACGGCAUUCUGGUUUUAUAGGAACUCUUGCCAUACUGCGUCAUUUUACAACGCCAUUUUAUACGCCAUCAUGUCUGUCGCACUGUUAUAUUUAAACUACUUCAUGUUGCACCGGAAUGUGAUUAGACUUAACCAAGAAUACAAUAUCAUAUGCAAGCUCAUAAACCUGAACAGAAAACGGGUGACAGAUAAUUUAGGCCGCAGUCUUGAGCUGCUUCAUAAAAUCCUACCUAGACAUGUUUCUGAUGGUUUGCUGAAAGGUCAUUCGAUAAGUCCAGAGUUUUACGAUUCGGUUACCAUCAUGUUUAAUGAUAUAGUGGGGUUCACUGCCAUCUCCGCUCAAUGCACACCCUUACAAGUUUUAAAUCUUCUCCAUCAUUUAUAUACCUUCUUCGACAAGCGCUUAGACUAUUAUGAUGUUUACAAAGUUGAAACUAUAGGAGAUGCCUAUAUGACAUGCAGUGGACUUCCCAGAAGGAAUGGGACUCGCCACGUGGAAGAGAUCUGUUUAUUAGCUCUCGAUCUAAACUCCCUGUGCCACACAAUCGAGAUGCCCCAUAAAAAGUCAAAAUAUGUUGAAAUCAGAAUAGGCAUUAAUACUGGUUCAGUAGUGGCUGGAGUCGUUGGAGUUAAGAUGCCUAGAUAUUGUUUAUUUGGAGAUGCUGUUAAUGUAGCUUCAAGAAUGGAAUCUACUAGUGAAACUUCAAAGAUACAGCUCAGUUCCUAUACCUACGAUUUAUUGAUGGAAAGAGAUAAUGGAUACAUAUGCGAAAAGCGGGGGAAAGUGCUCAUAAAAGGAAAAAAUGAGAUGCAAUUACAUUGGCUAUUAGGCAAAAAAAACUGGGAAAGCAAAAGAGAUCACGAAGUCUGUCACUUUGUACCCCAAUGGAAACGUAAGAAAAAAGUAGAAGAAAAACAAGCCGAAGAGAAAAUCUAAAAGGAAUAUCCAGUUCCCUUUUCACACCUCUUCCAAAAAUAAUAUUUUCGCAACAAAAAAUUUUUUUUAAAUUAUCUAAUA